AUGUCCAAGUGGAAGCCAGAACAGGUCCCUAUUGCCGAGAAGAUAAACAAGCUGGGAAUCUGGCGGGCCCACCCCGAUUCCCAGAGUUUGCUAUUAAAAAGGAUAAAAGCCAGCAACUUCUGGGUCAGACAGUUCAUCAAGCGAUACAAGCAGCCAGCCUCUGGAGCAACACAUCAGGAAAAUAACUCAGCGAACAGUCGAAAGUGCGCACACCAAGAUAACGAAUUUCCAAAAUUCCUAUUUUCCGCGUCCAAAGAGAGCCCAGGAGUGGACGACCCUUCGGCCAGCGUCACCAGUACCAGUGACAAAAAGCGCACCAGGAAAAUUUCGUCUCAAUCUCCCCAAAAUGAUCACGAUAAUGAUGCGGGUGGUCGCGACAACAUUGCAAGUCGUAACUUGGCUAGCGAUAGCUCAGACGAAGCCAACGAGAGUGAAAGCGAGCGCGGUAGCAUCACCAGCGAAAUGCAAUGA
Phytophthora nicotianae INRA-310 is the source of this 471-nucleotide messenger RNA. RefSeq lists its product as hypothetical. The coding region runs from base 1 to 471 and encodes 156 amino acids. The record is from RefSeq and is a predicted model, not a curated record. The transcript has 3 exons. Lineage: Eukaryota; Oomycota; Peronosporomycetes; Peronosporales; Peronosporaceae.